This is a messenger RNA of Colletes gigas, 2752 nucleotides long. RefSeq lists its product as uncharacterized. The transcript has 3 exons. The record is from RefSeq and is a predicted model, not a curated record. The coding region runs from base 138 to 1805 and encodes 555 amino acids. Lineage: Eukaryota; Metazoa; Arthropoda; Insecta; Hymenoptera; Colletidae.
GUGGGUAAUAGUAUUUUUUUUAAGUCUUAUUCCUUUAUAUUUUCGUGUAUCCUGAAUGAAAAAGAGAAUCAUCAUUGAGAAAUAAAGUUUGUACAUACUGGAAAAACCUGCUCGUCGACUGUGUUUCAAUAAUAAGCAUGGUAAGCAGAUUUCGUGAGAAGCAAUACCAAUUGGCCGCGCAGAAACAAAACGAGGCGUUCCGGAAGUACGACUACUACCAGCAGACCGCAAAGUACUUCGAGCGGGCGUGCAGAGUCGCCAAGCAAUACGAUUCCUGGAACUACAAGAGCCUCGAUCCGAAGGGCGAGUUCGAGAAGGCCAAGAAGACCGAGAAGCUACUCACGAGACGAAACAAAUUGCGUAACCUGCUGAGGGAAGAGGAAGAAACUUACAGAAGGGAAUUGGAGGAGCGAAAGAGGUUGACCAGGCCGCAGGAGACUUCGUUGGAGCAGCUGAAGGAGAAACUCAAGCAGAAGAGGGCGGAACAGAGUCUGUACUACCCGAAAACCUGCCGGCGAUUUCAAUCCUACUUCGUUUGUCCCACGGAUUCCAGCAGCCCGCGUUGGAGCACCCUCAGGGGCACCAAUCUUCAAUACUCGACGAGUUCUAAUCGCAGAAGCUACAAGAUGAGCGAGCACGAGCACGAUAACAAGGAGCUGGGCGAACAGGAGGCUCACCAGGAGGCCUCGCAAUCGCCGACGUCUCAGUACAUCGACGAUUUCGCGUUACCGAAUCCAAAGUUCUCCGCGCGGUACGCUCGCAAGAGCUUGGAGAACACGAACGUGAGGACCGACGAUUUCGACGACUACGUGCCGGACAACAGGCCGCCGAGCAGAAGUUCCACCGGCUCGCCCGGUAUAAGAUACGGUUCCCUGAACCACGAGGUUCCCGUUUACGAGAAUAGCAAAGAGAACGGGAAAGGGGAUCCGCAUUUGAACAGCCACCAGGAAGUCAGGGCGGCCGGAUUGGAAUCCGGCGGCUCGAAGCACAUCGUUAUUCCGCGGAGGGACAGCAUAGGCCAAAGAAACGGAAGGGACGAGUAUUUAGAGAAGUCGGCGCCCGAAUGGUCGCAGGAGAACGCCGAGGUUCCACAGACGGAACAGUCGGAGGCUGAGUGCGUCCAACAGGAGAAGGACGAGGUGGACAGGCAGACCGCCAUGGUGGAGUGCCAGAACGCGAAGGACACGAAGAAGAAGGACAACCGGCAGUUCGAGGUCGAGAAAAGCAUGCCCUGGCUCCGGAUGGACCCCGGCGACAAGAACCUCUCCAAGCAGAUGUUUAUGUACUUGACUCACAGCGAGCUCAAGGCCAAGAUCGAGGACCUCGCGAAGAGGGAACAGCACGCGUGCAACAAACACUGCUGGGACGAGGCCCUGCGUCUCAGGGACAUGAGGAACAGAGUGGAGCUGAUACGCGAGAAGCAGCUCUACAAUAUUGAGAAUCUCGACCUCGACGAGGAGGUGAAGAAGCUGGGAUUGCAUAAUAUCGGUAAGAGGGAGGCGGAGCUUGCCGAACGCGAGAGCAUCUGCACAGACACCACCAUGUACAGUCAGGAUGCAAAGGACAUGUGGCAGAAAUGGGUGCACGAGGACGAUAGAUCCGCCAUCAAGGACGCGCGAGAGCAAAGAGAGACUUUUAUGGACAGUUUGGAGAAAGAAUGGCAGGAUCUUGCCAUUCGCGACAAAGAUAGGAUCACUCGAACGUAUCAAAACGUGAUACAGGAUUCCAAUCUGCAAGAGGAGCAUAAGCUAACCGCUGCCCUAAACGCGGCUAAAAUAAAAUCCUUCCCAAGUUCCUUGAAAUAAGUCCUAGACUCACAUCGACAAAUUUAUUGAGCUUGAUCACAUGGUGCCAAGUAUAAUAGCAAUUUGUGAUCCAUCAUUUGUACUUCAUUACUUUUUUUUGGCCAUCAGUAUCGUACUACCAUAGAGCGUUGCAUUUCAAGUAAAUUUAUCGAGACUUAACGGGAGUAUAGUAAGGCAUAGAAGAAGAACAAAUAAUGGUAAAACGAGUAGUAACUCUUUAAAUAUUCGUAAGGACUGAAUUCCGUUCCAAUGCAAUCGGUACCCCGGUCUUUAACUAUUAAUAAUAUGUGAUACCGAAGCCGUUCCAGAUUAAUCAUACAACGAUUAUUGUAUUCGAUGUGUUAAAUGAGUGCUUAUGUAUGCUUGAAUCCUACACGGACCGUUUGUGUUGUGAAAGUUAUAGUCGACCAUGGAAAUUUAUUUGUAAUUUCUCGUUUCUCGUUUCAUUAUUCUAGUCGUUUUUAUACCGGCAGUAUUGCGAUAUUGUUGUUACCUAUAAUUAGCUUUCUCAUUCACUUUUGUAUUUGCAACACUUAUUUAAAUAUGAUACAAAUAUUUUGUAACGAUAUUUUGCUAAUGACUACUCUACGUUGUAUUAUUGAACUGAAAAUAAAGUAUUCGCGUUUAACAUAAAGUUUGGAUUGAAUUUCUUCGAUUUUUCGUUUCUUAAAUUUUUUUGAAUGCAAGAAUAUACGAACGAUAAAUCUGUGGCUAUUAUGGCGAAUCGGUAUAAAUCAGCUUGUGCAUGAAUUCAGUUCGUAAGUAUAGAAUCUAAGUGUUUAUAAAAACGAUCUUUUUCUAAUCUGACGGAUGUCCAAUAUUUAAUUUGCACGUGUUACGUGAACUAACGAGCAUCCAGAAAAUUUUUAUUUUAAACAUUUGUGCGAAUACAUUAGUACAUAAGCUUUGUUUUAUACUUUUAUCCUAACAAGAAUAAUAUAUAUCUU